AUGGGGAUCCCCGAGACGGAUCUCAUCGAGGAGAUGGACCUCUCGUCCGUCGAGUGCCUCAACAUGGCGACGGGCAAGGAAUGGGGCAACGCCGUCAAGCCCGGGUACAGAGAAGACGCCGGGCUGCUCUGCCAGUCCGACGACGACGAGCAGCUGAUCGUCACGAUCCCCUUCAAGCAGCUCGUCAACCUCACGUCCCUCAUCAUCCGCGGCCCCGCGGACGGGACCGCGCCGAGGACGGUCAAGGUGUUCGUGAACAAGCCCAACCUCUCGUUCGACAACUGCGGUAAAAAAGCCGCCGAGUCGCUCGUCCUCACCGCGGCGCAGGCGACGGGGGAUGAGAAGAUCGAGCUCGACUUUACCCAGUUUCAAAACGUAAGAGUCGUCAGCAUCUUCGUCGACGACAACCAGGGCGGAGGGGACGUGACGAACGUCGCCAAGAUCGUGGUCAACGGGCACCCGGUCCACACGACGAACAUGAGCGAGCUCAAGAAGUGCUGA
Molecule: messenger RNA, 501 nt
Organism: Micromonas commoda
Lineage: Eukaryota; Viridiplantae; Chlorophyta; Mamiellophyceae; Mamiellales; Mamiellaceae
Exons: 2
Coding region: 1-501 (166 amino acids)
Source: RefSeq, a predicted model, not a curated record